Molecule: messenger RNA, 2430 nt
Organism: Dissoconium aciculare CBS 342.82
Lineage: Eukaryota; Fungi; Ascomycota; Dothideomycetes; Mycosphaerellales; Dissoconiaceae
Exons: 1
Coding region: 1-2430 (809 amino acids)
Source: RefSeq, a predicted model, not a curated record
AUGUGCGUCUCGCGAGACAAGACCGAUUACUCCCAGGCCCUCUCUGCCGCCGAUCACUCAGCAGCAGCUGCUGCUGCCGCCAUGGCUAACAUGUCCAAUGCCGAGCGUGGCUCGUAUGUCAACUUCGACAAGGACCCGAGCAGGACCGCGACUUACACUUCCGAGCACGACCUCUCCGAUCACAAACCUGCGUCCGGCGAGCAUGACAAUCUCAGCAGGACGAGAUCUUGGCGCAAGACGUUGGUGUUCCAGGUUUUCGCGCUCCUCUGGCUGGCGCCGAUGAUUUUCCUCCUGGUGAUUAACUUGCGCGGAUGGGUCAUCGGCCCGACGAUCUGGUGUCCCUCGAAGAGGUGUUCCGUCGACUUUUUCAAUUUCGAUACCAUCGGGGUGCAGAAGCAACUUCUCAGCUACAGCCAUGACGAUCACAACGUCCUCGGCGGGCUGCAGUUGGUCGCCAAAGCCCUCGAGGUCUGGUUCGAGACCAUCGCGGUCUACCUGGUGUUUCUCAUCACCAUGGACAUCGCCAGUCUCGAGAGCGGCUUGCCGAUCGGGUUUUUGAUGCGGCCUUUCGAGUUCUCCCGCGCGCCCUCGCUCUUCGACAAGCUGCUUUGGCGGAGCGGUCCACCACUCUUCGGGGCCAAGACCAAGAAAUCCAAAGCUUAUCGAACGAGGAUCUACCUCUAUAUCCUCAUGACCAUCUGCUUGUGUGCCCUCUGCAACUUGAUGGGUCCCUCCGCCGCCGUCCUUGUCCUUCCGGUUUUGCAAUGGGUCGACAUGCCCGACGUCGGAAACACACAGUUCGCAACCAUCAAUGCCGCUCGACCGCCGAGAUCCGACGCUUGGUUCUGGACCGCGGCGAGGGCAGCAGAUCUAGGCUGUUCGCCAUCUGCUCCAGCCCAAGGACAGUACUCCUGCGCCCAAACGUCAUUCGGUCUGGCGCUGGACUCUUGGGUAGCGUCGUACAUGUCGUAUGGCGCCGGAGGCACCACUCAGCAGUACUCGCUUUCGUUCGCAAUCAACUACACCGCUCCCUCGACAUCAUCGAUACUCGCUUCUCAGGUCAACAAUGCCGCCUAUUGGGUGCCCAGUCGUCAGACGGUUUCGGAUGUGAACAACGAUCUCAACGCCCUCCUUCUCGUCAAAACCGGGGCUGACGGCGACGCGUAUCGCAAGGCCAACGUUUCGCUCGACCCUUUCGAGUCGUAUGCUGCGUAUAACGGCUCCCUACAGGUGGACCUGCAGCGCAACGGCCCAAUCAUCGGUGCGCUCGUUUCCGAAUGGAUCGGUACCAACCAUGCCAAUUCCUGGACCACCGUCAUUGGCCCCGAUUUGCGGGUACGCUGCUACGAGCAGUACACCCUCGAAUUCCUAUCCAACAACGCGAACCCGACGACGUAUACCAAGUGUUUGAGGAUCGGCUCCGGAUGGAGCAGUACGAACAAAGUCGCCAAUUUCACCAUCCUCGGCAUAUAUGACUACAGCCACACGACCUUGGGGCCGAAUGUGACGGUCAACGUCUACUCUUCCGACAAAGCGGCAUUCUUCCCCGGUGGGAAAUUCCCGGAUUGGUUCCCAUCGGCAUGCCGGGUGAACGGCACCCUGCCCUCGGGCACAGACUGCGACUGGAACCGCCUCUUCCAACUCGACCCCUCCUCGCCGCUCGCCAACCGCAGCGUCAACGUCAACACCAUCGAGAUGCAGAUGCAAGACGGGGCCUCCUCCGCGAUGCUGGUCGCCGACUUCACCGCCUUCCUGGGCUUCACGACCUACGUCCUCGACCCAUCGCCGCUGACCAACCCGACCUCGAUCCUGACGACGACGAACAUCGUGCAGCCGCCGAACAAGGACCCGCUCGUCAUCGACCCGGCCUGGAUCCUCGCGGCCUGGUCGGCCAAUAACAACACCGUCAGCGCCCUCCACCAUCUCACCGGCAAAUUCCUCGUCGACACCCUCUCCACCCUCCUCACCGACACGCCCGACGACGACGACAAACUUAUCCAAGCCCUCAUGGUCCUCCUGCCCAUCGCCCAGACCCUCUCCCUCAUCGACUACGACGCCACCCCCAUCCCCUCCUCCUCCUCCUCGAAACAAUCCACCGCCGCGGACAGCGCCACCAACCCGCCGCUCCUGCGGAGCGCCCGCCUCUACGUCUGGGCCUACGGGAUCGGGUCCCGGACGGGGGUCCUGGGCGUGGUGGUGACGACGCUGGGGAUCGCGGUGACGGUGCUGCAGUUCGUGCUGAGCAUGUGGAACCGGCGGCCGUUCCACUCGACGACGAAGCUGGUCGUCGCCGCGCUCGAGCACUUCCCGCAGGAGGAGUUCCGCGAGAAGGAGCAGGACGAGUGCGCCGCCGCCCGCACCAGGUUCCACAUCAGCGACAACCACCACUCGGCCGGCAAGUUGACGUUCCGACACACCGGCGUGAUAUGA